Molecule: messenger RNA, 3062 nt
Organism: Haliotis rubra (blacklip abalone)
Lineage: Eukaryota; Metazoa; Mollusca; Gastropoda; Lepetellida; Haliotidae
Product: toll-like receptor 4
Exons: 2
Coding region: 221-2770 (849 amino acids)
Biological process (GO): immune response; inflammatory response; toll-like receptor signaling pathway
Cellular component (GO): membrane
Molecular function (GO): protein binding; transmembrane signaling receptor activity
Source: RefSeq, a predicted model, not a curated record
UCAAUGUAAUUAUAGUACAUACAAGGCAAGGCAGCUCUAGUUUCGCCUACAGUGCAGUACAGUGUUAUCAACACAGACCAGGUUUCCAUGGAGCAGUUUGCACAUGCACACAAUGUCCCAGAACUGAAGACAGAUACAUACACCGACUAUCGCUGUCUAAUGUGUCGGUGUGCUAUGUGUAAGUAGAUCACCAGCAACUUAACCAACCUGGUCCACCGAUAUGAAGCCCAUCACUGGGUUUCUCAUCGCUCUAACUGUGGCGUACACAACAAGCCACAACAUGACAUGUCGGAUAUACCUUGACCCUGGAUUAGGUGGUAGCCGAGCUGACUGUCGCGGCCUCCACCUUACCAAGGUUCCUGGUGAUCUUCCCUCCAACACCGUCAGCCUGGACCUCAGCGACAACCACGUAACAGUUCUGAUGAGCAGGGCGUUCGUCCACAUCCCGCGGCUGUUGACUCUAGUCAUUUCGCAUAGUCGUGUUUCGCGGUUAGAACCACGUGCAUUCGAAGGCUUGACAAACCUCCGCAGUUUGAACCUAAAUUACAACCACCUCCAACUUGACAAUGACACCUAUCCGCAAGACAUAUUCCGUCCUCUAGAACGUCUUACCGACUUGAACCUCGGCUACAACAGCUGCCGGUUGAGAGGAACUACCCCUCAUUGGAUAUUUAAGUGGUUAACCAAUUUGGAAACGCUAAAAAUUGACACAUUUGAAGAUGACAUAUUUGGAAGUGGAUUUGGGUAUUUAAAAAACCUGACAACACUGAAUAUUGGCACUGGAGAUAAAGAUGAAUGUACAUAUUGUGCCAUAGAUGUUAUUCAUAACCACACCUUUUCAGCUUUUGAAAAUUCCACACUCAAAGUCUUGAUCGCAUCAGAUUGUCACUUACAUUCUGUUGAGGCUGGAGCUUUCAGUCCUUUAAAAUCGAUUUCUAAGAUAGUUUUCGACUCAGUGAAGUAUCUACCAUCGAGUAUUGCACUACGUGCAUUCUAUGGUCUGACAGGUAAACAUGUGUCUAAAGUGUUACUGCCAUCAUCGUACACUUCUGUCUACUCACUACAGGACCUAACAGGUCAACUUAUCUCUAACGGCAUUCUCAGUAAACUAACGGACAUUUGUAUCGACCAUAUCGAUCUCAGCUCAAACACAAUUAUAUACAUAGAUUAUAAUUUCCUGAAAGUAUUUUCAAAAUGUUUGAAAUUUCUUGACAUUUCUAACAACAAGCUGCUUGGUAAUCAAAUGCUGUUCCUCCAAAUGCGAAUGUGUGAACAAUUACAACACCUUGAUGUGUCACAUCAGCAGAAAUAUAACAAACAUGAGAAUACACACACACUGGUACACAGAUUUCUCACUGCAAACCUCCACUCUGAAGGUUACCAUAGAGAAGACACGUCAAACUUUAGUUGGAAUAAAGUACUUCCUUUAAAUGAAGUGACUGUCUAUUUCCCUCCUAAUCUCCGUAUUUGUAAUCUAAGCGAGAUGGCGGGUCGAUUUGGACGAUUUUUCAUAACACAGGUCGUUGGCGCAUCACAUUUGAAACUUCUGAAUUUAGCUAACAAUGGUAUGUGGGGUUUAUGGAAAACUAUUGGAGGCUUAACAGCUCUACAAUACUUAGAUCUAUCUGGUAAUGAAGGUCAUGGGAUGACAAAGGACUUCAUACAGUCUUUUCCAAACCUGACCUAUCUAUCUUUGAACAACAUGGGUUUGGAUAAGAACACACUUCUGGAGGGGGAACCAGUACUUGAAGGUUUGAAGACAAUCAAUGGUUUACGUCACUUCGAGAUUGUAGGAAAUCACAUUCAGUGGAUGGACAUGCGGUAUUUAACGACAUUGACUGUUCUAAAUAUCUCCAGAAACAGUCUCGUGUCUAUACCGUUUAAGCAAAAUGACUUGCCUUUCCUCAGCGUUCUCGACCUGUCUCUAAACGCUAUAACCUACUUCGAUGAUGACACCAUGGAGAUGUUGGAGAUUCUAGGACAGAGGAACAAGCUUAUCCUGAAGUUGGAUGGGAACCCUCUCUCCUGUUCGUGUCAGUCGCUCAUGUUUAUUCAGUGGAUGUUUACGUCGUCAGUUACCUUCGACAGGAAUGCGACUUACUCAUGUGUGACAGAGUAUGCUGUAUUUACAACAACGCACAGAGUGUAUCAAGACUUUAACUAUCACUGGACGUCGUGUCAAGGCCGAUUUUGGCUGCCCGUAUCCAUCUCUCUGAUGUUCUUAAUAGCUCUUCUUCUUGUGUCAGCAGUACUGGUGUCAUCAAACUGGACAAAGAUUGAAAAUUUUAUUUUGGUCCUCAUGGGUCGAGGGGUCCAAAGAGUGUCGAGACAGGAUUUCAGAAAGGAUGCAUAUGUAGCUCAUUCAGAUCAGGAAAUUCAGUUUGUCAUGGACGCGCUACGUAGGGCACUGGAGGACACCCACGGACUGAGGCUAAUUCUCCCAGAAAGAGAUUUCCUUCUGGGCGGAUUCGUUGCUGACCAUGUUGUAGAGAGUAUCAACAAAAGCUGGAAGACAAUACUGGUUGUGUCAGAUGAUUUUCUGGAUGAUCCCUGGUCCUACUUUAUCAUGAAGUCGACAACAUAUUACGUCUCCAAUAUGAAUCCUAACCGGCUGAUCUUGAUGGUGCUGGGGGACGUGAACCGUGGUCAGCUGCCAGACCUGCUCCUCAGUGUCACCGCGGAGGAAGACAUCAUACAGAUGGACGAUCUCCCGGACCACAACGACAAGGUGUGGCUUACUGUCAGGGACAGAAUCCUGGCUCCAGCAUAAAGCUUCAUAUUUCAAUCCUGUCUUCAUUAACAUCACACAUUUCAUUAGACACGUGAAGAUUCAUGUGAGAUUUACCGAUUGCUUCAUGUUUGUAUCAUGUUAUACCGCAGAGUAUUUCAUUGUAGAGCCGUGUUGCACUUGUAUUACAUAGUUUCUGCUGAGAUGGCUGUGGUGUGCUGGUUAUGUGUAAACUGUUUGCUGGCUUCACGCUUAGUUAUCUCACGGUCUAAUUUCCGGUUAACUGUUCAGUUAACUGAACUGUUCAGUUAACAAGAAGAUGGAUAAACAUUGU